UUAGAACUUGUCAUACGAUGGAUACCUCCAGGGACGCCUCGCAUAUUUCGCAUACCUCGAACAUUUCGCAUACCUCGGAUAUUUUGCACACCUCGAAUGUUUCACAUCACUCCCAUGUGUCCAAUGUAUCCAUUCCGGCCGGUGGAGAAUUCCGGAUAGAUAUUCUGGACGAGCAAUUUGCCCAGUACUUGCAAAUAGCUAAGCACCUGAUGCCGAAACUAUUAUCACCCAACGAUCGUCAAAUAGCCGCCAAGUAUAUCUCACGCUGCUGCAUUCUCGGCAACGCCACCCACUCGUCCAAAAGCUACCGGAAUAACUUUUUUCGCUACUUCCUCAAGGUACUGGAUGCUUCCAUCCGGAAUCAGCAGCACUACGUACAAGUGGGUGAGCCAGGCGAAACGCUGACCGAAGAUCAGAAGGACGUGUUUCGUUGGUCCAACGAUCGUAGGACGUACGUUGCCACGAAAAUAAUCCCCAAUUAUGCUACACUGGUGUACAUGGCAGUUUGCGAUGAUCCCGAACAAGGAUGGGAUAAUGGUGGAUUCGGGUGUUACGAGUUUUGAAGGAUGGCCGCACUUGCAGGCGGCUGAUUGCAUUGUAGUGCUGCAGUUCGGGUUUUGUCCGUUAGAUGGAAAUAAAUUUACUGUGUAGAUUA
Molecule: messenger RNA, 655 nt
Organism: Topomyia yanbarensis
Lineage: Eukaryota; Metazoa; Arthropoda; Insecta; Diptera; Culicidae
Exons: 3
Coding region: 18-563 (181 amino acids)
Source: RefSeq, a predicted model, not a curated record